Apodemus sylvaticus (European woodmouse) is the source of this 468-nucleotide messenger RNA. It is a transcript of the gene C17H22orf23, whose product is annotated as chromosome 17 C22orf23 homolog. The coding region runs from base 1 to 468 and encodes 155 amino acids. The transcript has 5 exons. NCBI's taxonomy places the organism in Eukaryota, Metazoa, Chordata, Mammalia, Rodentia, Muridae. The record is from RefSeq and is a predicted model, not a curated record.
AUGGCUUCCCAGGAGAGGGUGGACUCAGUGACAAAAGGAACCGGGUUCCACCGCUGCCGUAAGCAAGCUGCUUACACGCCUGGGACCUGUGAGCUGCUCAGAGUGAUGAUGAAGGAGUCCAAACUGACAAACUUCCAGCAACGCCACAUCAUGGACACCAUGAAAAGAGAUCUGGAGAAAGAGAAACGAAGACUCCAAAAUAUCUUUGCCACUGGAAAGGACAUGGAGGAACGGAAAAAGGGUCCCAACGUUCGGAAAGAAGACCCGGCUCCUGAGCUGGACCGGUUUGACGAAUUGGUGAAGGAAAUCCAGGACAGGAAAGAAUUCUUGGCUGCCAUGGAGGCUCUGGGACAGGGCAAGCAAUACCGAGGAAUCAUCCUGGCUGAAAUCUCCCAGAAACUACGGGAAAUGGAGGACAUUGAUCGCAGGAGGAGCAUGGAGCUUACGAAGGCCCUCGCCACCACUUAA